GGGGAAGUAUCAGGCUGCUCCCCCUGUACUAAUCAGUCUGUUGUUAGAGUCCCGGGACACACACAGGAACCAUGAGGCUGCUACUGGGCUGGGGGCUGCUCUGCCUCCUAGUGCUGCUGCAGCUGGAUGAGGGCCACGGAAAUACCAGGAGUGAGCACCAGUUGAUAUCUUUAGUGAAGGAUGAAAAUAGCAAACGUCCAUCCAAACCCAAACCCAAGCCCAAACCCAAGCCGUGCCCAGGCUGCUUCUCAACCCUUGAUGACAAAACUUUGAGCUUAAGAAGUCAAAAAGAAUUGAUAGUGACUGAGGAUGAGCAGAACGGGCAGUUUUUGUUAUCGAGAGGGAAGAGGACUACGGAAAAAAAGAAAGAAAAAGACAAGCCCCCCAAGAAAUGUCCAGGAUGUUGGUCAGCCUUCUCGCGACCGGAGCGAACUCGAAGGCACCAGUUGAUUUCUUCAGUGAAGGAUGGAAAUAGCAAACGUCCGUCCAAAACCAAACCUAAAACCAAACCUAAGCCCAAACCCAAGCCGUGCCCAGGCUGCUUCUCAGCCCUUGAUGACAAAACUUUGAGCUUAAGAAGUCAAAAAGAAUUGAUAUUAACUGAGGAUGAGCAGAACGGGCAGUUUUUGUUAUCGAGAGGGAAGAGGACUACGGAAAAAAAGAAAGAAAAAGACAAGCCCCCCAAGAAAUGUCCAGGAUGUUGGUCAGCCAUGUCGCGACCUCGAAGGGAUACUCUGACUGUUGGAGAGGACAAGGAAGAGGGAGGACAAAACAUGGACCAUAUGAGGAAGAAAUCAAAGAGAAUGAAAUUGUGCCCUGGAUGUUUGGCCCAUCUGAAAAAAAAACACAGGACAAGACCUGCAGAAGGGGCUGGGCAUGAGAUAGCGGAUGAACACAAACAGGAUUUAGCAGAAGGAACAAUGGACAAAAAGAAAAGGAAAUAUAAAUCUAAGGGAAAGUGCUCUACUUGCUCCAUAUCCCGGAUACUAAACCGCGACAGACAAACGUUGCCAGGCUUUAUAUUGACUGAGAAAAGGAACAAGCGCCAAAGUAUGGAGAGUGCUGAACUUUUGCUGAGGCCACGUCCUGACCCAUUAAGCCUGAAUUAUGAAGAAAAAUCAUUAAUGAAACGAGAUGCAGAGGAUGAAGAGAAGAUCGCUGGUACCGAGACGGAGGUAAGGCAACUGGACAUUUCACCAACUAAGGAGCCAAAGAGAGAGAGAAAUCGCAAGAGAGAACGGAAAAAUAAAGAGAAGCAUCAUGGCAGACAUCGCGCUAAACUUUAUAUCAAACAACACGGUAGACACCGUAACAAACAUCUCAGGCACGGAGAUCAGCAGAGACCUCUUCCUGGACAAUUUGGGCCAAUAGGGAGAGCGCCAGAAUUCAUUGAGAUAGAUGUGCCUGAUUUUCAGGAGGAGGCUUCACUUGGGACCACAGGGAGCCAUAAAAGAGACAAGGGCAAUAGGAAAUCAAAACACAGAAUGGAUCACCAACCUGAAUCACUGACCCUGAUGGAUGGAAAGGAUGACUCUCCCAGUAACCCAGGUCAUCGCAAACGGGAAGGUAGGAGAAAUCACCAUCGUGGCUGGCUAUCCGCACUGGGGACACAGGAUGGAGAGAAACUUACUCUUUCUGAAAAUGUGGAUUUAGCUGAAAAGGCAGCGUAAGGCAAGAACAGCGUAUGAUGUGCAUAGAGGAUACAGCUGAUUCAUCCCACCAGCCCUGAUUAUUGCAUUAUAUCAGAGUGAGCUCGGCUAACUUAUCUUGUGAAUAUUGUCACCCUCCCUGAUGUACAACAAAUAUUUACUGCAGACCACCCACCUCAGUGACCCCAACCCAUAAUAUAAAUGGAGGUUGCAAAAAAGAAGGCUCUCGCCAUGUUCACUAUCAUAUGUUACCGUCUUGUGCUCACAGCCAUUUAGGUCAGGAUAUAGUCUGGCACCAAAGUUACAAUAUGCCAUUUUAUCAGUUUUUUUAUAUAUCUGAUUGUUCUGUAAAUAUUAUAUUGCUAGUGAGCAAACAGUGCUCAGCAAUACAUGUAAGCUUUAUUAUUCUGCUUAUCAUGCCCAUGGCAAGUCUACUGGAUGGUUACAUGCCGUAUAUCCGAGGCAUAUGUGGGUCAUGUAAACCCAGUAAUAUACACACACCUAAGCACAUUUACCUGCAGCACACACACAUAUAACUGUACAUAUACAUACAUUAACACACAAAUGCAUACCAAAAACACACACAUACACCCAGUCAUAUACACACAUUAACACACAAAUACAUACCAAAAACACACAUUUACCUGCAGCACAAUCACGUUCACAUUUUUACAUAUAUACACACAUAAAUACAUAUAUAUAUAUAUAUAUAUAUAUAUAUAUAUAUAUAUAUAUAUAUAUAUAUAUACACACACACACAUAAGUACACAUAUAUAUAAAUAAAUAAAUAAAUACACACACAUAUAUAUAUAUAUAUAUAUAUAUAUACACACACAUAAGUACACAUAUAUAUAAAUAAAUACACACACACACACACACACACAUAUAUAUAUAUAUAUAUAUAUAUAUAUAUAUAUAUAUAUAUAUAUGUACACAUAUAUAUAUACACACAUAAAUACAUAUAUAUAUAAAUAAAUAAAUACACACACAUAUAUAUAUAUACACACAUACACACACACAUACAUAAGUACACAUAUUUAUAUACACACAUAAAUACAUAUAUAUAUAUAUAUAAAUAAAAAUAAAUAAAUACACACACACACACAGACACACACACACACACAUAUAUAUAUAUAUAUAUAUACAUACAUACACACACAUAAGUACACAUAUAUACACAUAAAUACACAGACUUGCCAAAAAACCCCACAUAUGUUCAAACACAAACGUGCACAUAUAGAUACACACUCACAGAAACAUGUACACCCAUAUUGAUACACGAACAGUGACACAAAUACACUUACAUUAGCUAAACCUGUCAGUUGCAGGGCUGGCACUGCAAUGUAGAUAAAUGACAAUUAUGACUAUUUUUAUAUUUAGAUACUCGUUUUUUUUAUUCUAGAUUUAGUUGUCUAUAUUACUAUUAUUCAAUAUCGGUCUAUUUGUUAUUAUUUGUCUCUGUCUUUUUUAACUGUGUUUUUUAUGAGAUACCAAAAUCAAAAUAUGCCUGAACAGGCUGAUGCAAAACCGUAAGCCGACUUAACGCGUUAAACGUUUUAUUAGAGUGAAAACAAAGAGCGCUCACAGUCUCAGGGUUAUAUCGCUCUGACACACAGCUCCAGUAUCUACGGUAUCGUCACAGAUAUUCUUAUAUUAUUGUAGGAGCACAUUUACUGUAUAACGAAUUAGUCAAAUAAAACAUUUUUUGCAUGAAA
Messenger RNA from Bombina bombina (fire-bellied toad), 3364 nucleotides. RefSeq lists its product as uncharacterized. NCBI's taxonomy places the organism in Eukaryota, Metazoa, Chordata, Amphibia, Anura, Bombinatoridae. The coding region runs from base 72 to 1670 and encodes 532 amino acids. The record is from RefSeq and is a predicted model, not a curated record. The transcript is spliced from 14 exons.